Molecule: messenger RNA, 576 nt
Organism: Scheffersomyces coipomensis
Lineage: Eukaryota; Fungi; Ascomycota; Pichiomycetes; Serinales; Debaryomycetaceae
Gene: HNT2
Product: bis(5'-adenosyl)-triphosphatase
Exons: 1
Coding region: 1-576 (191 amino acids)
Molecular function (GO): catalytic activity
Source: RefSeq, a predicted model, not a curated record
AUGACACUUAUACCAACUACUGAAUCAGUAUCAAUCUACUUCUAUAAAUUCAUUGUCAAUCAUCAAGUAUUCUUUAAAUCGAAAUAUACUUAUGCAUUAGUCAAUUUAAAACCAAUUGUACCAGGUCAUGUCCUCAUUGUACCGUUAAGAACCAAUGUAAUAAGAUUAUCAGAUCUUACUCCCAUUGAAUCAAUUGAUUAUAUGAAUACUCUUCAAUUGAUUCAUCGGUUUAUUAUCGAUCAUUAUAAGGCUGAUUCAUUAAAUAUCGCCAUUCAAGAUGGACCUGAAUCAGGUCAAAGUAUACCUCAUUUACAUACUCAUAUAAUCCCCCGGUAUAAAUUAGAUGGAAUAGAUGAUGGAAUACAUAAUCAGAUUGAACUGAUGGAUUUAAUUAAACAAUUUGAACAACGCAAACAGAGUUUCUUAACGGCAAAGGAAAAAGGAUUACUUUUGAAAGUUCCUCAUGAUAAUGAUCGUAUUCUGAGAACUGAUGAGGUUAUGAAAGUUGAAGCAGAUGGUUUAAGAGAGAAAUUAAAUAACUUUAUCAAACAGAAUGACAUUGUCAUUGAUCAAUGA